Molecule: messenger RNA, 1736 nt
Organism: Cimex lectularius (bed bug)
Lineage: Eukaryota; Metazoa; Arthropoda; Insecta; Hemiptera; Cimicidae
Product: enoyl-[acyl-carrier-protein] reductase, mitochondrial
Exons: 5
Coding region: 129-1274 (381 amino acids)
Biological process (GO): fatty acid metabolic process
Cellular component (GO): mitochondrion
Molecular function (GO): trans-2-enoyl-CoA reductase (NADPH) activity
Source: RefSeq, a predicted model, not a curated record
UCGUUAACCGUGUCGUAACCUCAAGUCUCCUAUUUUUUGACAGUUUUUUUUCAUUCCUUCUUGUAGUAAAUGUUUCAUGUUCAAUAAUUUGAAGUGCCUAUAUUUUAAACAAUCAAUUUAUUAACAAGAUGACAUCCCGGGUAAUGUGCAUGACAAGGCUUCUCCCAGGCAAUACGUCUAUGCUCUUCAAAAAUCUCCAAAUAAACACAUUCACCAAAAAUCUCCAAAUAAACACAUUCAGCAGGAGAAAUAUAUCAUCAUCGAGGCUUGUCAUAAAAGAAUUCGGAGAUCCAAAAAAUGUUGUUCAAAUGGAAGAAUACAAAACUGAAUGCCCUGGACCAGGAGAAGUUCUGGUGCAAAUGCUUGUAGCUUCGAUGAACCCAGCAGACAUCAAUACGAUUCAAGGUACAUAUCCGAUUAAGCCGACACUACCAGGAGUUCCUGGAAAUGAAGGUGUCGCAAAAGUAGUGAGUGUCGGUGCAGAUGUGAACGAUCUGCAAGUUGACGACCAUGUCAUGCCUAAUGUUGAAAAUUUUGGAACAUGGCAGACACACAAGGUCAUUUCUGCAGAUAAAUUGCUCAAGGUCCCGAAGGAAGUUCCUCUAGUUGAAGUUGCUGGAAUUAUGAGUAAUUGCAGCACAGCAUAUAGGAUGCUUAAGGAUUUCGUACCUCUUGAACCCGGUGAUACUGUCCUUCAGAAUGGCGGUAACAGUGCUGCUGCACAAAAUGUAAUACAGCUCUGCAAAGCCUGGGGAUACAAAUCAGUCAAUGUUGUAAGGGACAGGCCUGAUAUUGACAAGUUAAAAAGUUAUUUGAAGGAAAUCGGUGCAGACGUUGUACUUACUGAAGAAGAAAUCAGGACAACUAAAAUGUUUAAAGAAGGAGAACUACCAGCUCCAAAACUGGCUCUCAACUGUGUCGGUGGGAAAAGUUCCAGCGAGCUGAUGCGACAUUUGGGCAAAAAAGGUGUAAUUGUCACAUAUGGAGGCAUGUCGAGGGAGCCCGUGAUUGUACCCACGUCCCAGCUUAUUUUUAAGGACAUAUCAGUAAAAGGAUUUUGGAUGACACGAUGGACCAAGGAGAACCGUAACUCGGAUGUAAGGAAGUGCAUGCUCUCUGAAAUAAUGCAACUCAUGUCAUUGAAAAAGCUGAGAGCACCAGCACACAAGCUCAUUCCACUGAGAGAAUUCAAUUCCGCAUUGGAUACAAUAACAAAUCCAAAAGGGUUUACAGGGGUGAAAUACUUAAUAGAUUUCCGCCUCGGUUCUUGCUAAAUUUUAAAGCCAUGUUAAUGUCUUAGUUAUUUACUUAUAAGACUUUUUUCUAGUUUCAUGUUGUUUUUGUUUCUGUAUAUUAUGUUGUUAAGAGUGAACAUUAUUAAAAUCCUAAGUAACAGAACUGAUAUUGUCAAUGUGCCUUUUGCUUAUGUACUAUGUAUUAGUUUUUGUUUAUGCCUUGUUAAGUUGAUCUUUCUUUUAAACAAAUCAUAAAUCAAAUUGGCUUGAGUAUUUUUUUAAGUAGUUUUUUAAUAAUUUUUUGUGAACAUAAUUAAUGGUAUAUUGGAAAGUAAGUUGACAAUUAGUGUAUAAUUUUUAUUUGUUGGCCUAAUGUUUUGUUAAUGUUUCUAUUUGUUGAAUGGCAAGUAUAGACAUCAAUUUAGGCUGUGUAUUCUAACAAAUGUAAAUGGUUAUAAGUGUUUUCUUUUUAAAAUACACAUUUCUGUAUUUGUAUUCAUA